This is a messenger RNA of Cyphellophora attinorum, 645 nucleotides long. RefSeq lists its product as uncharacterized. The record is from RefSeq and is a predicted model, not a curated record. Gene Ontology annotation, molecular function: DNA-binding transcription activator activity, RNA polymerase II-specific; transcription cis-regulatory region binding. Bases 1 to 645 code for a protein of 214 amino acids. NCBI's taxonomy places the organism in Eukaryota, Fungi, Ascomycota, Eurotiomycetes, Chaetothyriales, Cyphellophoraceae. Gene Ontology annotation, cellular component: RNA polymerase II transcription regulator complex. The transcript is spliced from 3 exons.
AUGGAAGGCAUACCCAAGACGUCUUUUCGUCCGCCACAUUCAUCUCCGAUGCCACCAGAGUAUCUGAGCGUGUUUGCCUCGUCAUCGCGAGAAGCGCAUGUGAACGAGGAGCCUUCCGAGGACAUCUUCAGCCAGUUCACAGAAAUUGACAGCCCGGUCUUAUUCGGCAGUACAGACGAGGCCGUUGCUGGGCCAGUAUGGACAGAUUCCGGUCACUGGCCGAUGCCCGAAGAUCCAUACGCUUGGAUGGUAACCACAUACCCUGUGCCACAGACAUUGCCAGAGCCAGAGGACGGCAGCCCCCCGGAAGCCGUCUCGAGGUCAUCGAGCGCUUCAACCGAGUCCAGCGAGACUGAAGGAGAGCUCACUGCGCUAGCAUCGCCUGCGGUGCCUGGAAGAGCGAUCGUCGGUCCCCGAGACCGAGUGGCAGAGCGGAGAGAGCGGCGCAGGACGCAGAACCGCAGAGCACAAGCUGCCUUUCGCGAGCGAAGAGAAACUUUAGUUCAAAGUCUGCAGGCCGAGAUCGACUCCAUCACAACGGACUGUAAACAAGCACGGGCGGAGAAGCAGCGGCUGGAGACUCAUGUUUAUGAGUUGAAGCAGCAGAAUGAGCUGCUGAAGAAGUAUGUGCAUUUAGCUUCUUGA